AUGCUAUCCUCCCAGACAAACACAACGUUUUCGGUCUCAGCUGCAAAAGCAUUUUUCGAAGCGGCCAAGAAGCCGGAAGUGCGCCAGGCAGCUGUCGCAGCUGCCAAGAACCCCUUCGUCCGCCAAGUGGCCAAGCAGGCGGCCACCAAUCCGGAGACUCGACAACAGCUGGUGGCCGCUCUGGAGAAGCACUAUGUCAAAGUCUCCUCUUCAGAUUUCUGUUCAACUCAACCACACGCCAUUGUUAAACACUCGUUUAACGGCUCUCACCAGGACGAGUUGUCGUGUGCCGCUGGCGACAUCAUUAUUCUAAAGCGUGACGUUGAUGACCAGUGGAUUUAUGGUAUGAAUAAUCGCACUCGUGGUUACGGUAUCGUUCCGCUAUCAUUCCUUGACAUUCGAGUACCACUUAGCUUCAGUUCACCACCAUCCGCUGCCGUCAUAGCAACUGCAAUCUAUGACUAUUUUUCGAACACACCUGGAGAUCUUACGUUCCGUAUGCACGACCAGAUCAUAGCCACCGAGCGAAUUGGUCCAGAAUGGUUGCGGGGGUCACUGAAUGGUCGUGAAGGUAUUUUCCCAGCGAAUUUCGUCUCAUGUCCAAAUAUUGACAGUCUUCCGAUGAGUCAACCGGCGACUCAAAUGGCUCAUCUGGAGAAGAUGACAGCUGCUUACGACUACUCUUCAGGAGUACAGGGCGACCUGGAGUUUAAAGCAGAAGUGAUUGCUCGAUUAGAUCAGGACUGGAUUCAAGGACGGGUGAAUGGUAAUGAGGGUCUCUGUCCUCUUUCAUUCCUAGCUCCUUACGGAACACCAGUGAAAAGCCCAAAGACAAGAGGACUCGCUUCUAUUGCGUUCUCUGGCUAUAAUCACAUCGUGAAAUUCCAGACUGUAACAGCAAUUGCGGAUCACUACACUGACGAUCCAAAGAUGUUGUACUUCUCCAAGGGUGAACGAAUAAUCAUUGUUGAGGACGUGGAUACGUAUUGGUAUCGUGGAAAAGUAGAGGGUUUCAAAACAUUGCCCGCUGGUCUGUUUCCGAAGGCGAUCGUCAAAGAGGAUUAA
This is a messenger RNA of Angiostrongylus costaricensis, 1065 nucleotides long. Lineage: Eukaryota; Metazoa; Nematoda; Chromadorea; Rhabditida; Metastrongylidae. The record is from the annotation of a GenBank genome assembly.